Oreochromis niloticus (Nile tilapia) is the source of this 5301-nucleotide messenger RNA. RefSeq names its product FMR1 autosomal homolog 2 (gene fxr2). Lineage: Eukaryota; Metazoa; Chordata; Actinopteri; Cichliformes; Cichlidae. Bases 683 to 2701 code for a protein of 672 amino acids. The transcript is spliced from 17 exons. Gene Ontology annotation, molecular function: mRNA 3'-UTR binding; translation regulator activity. Gene Ontology annotation, cellular component: neuron projection; nucleus; cytoplasmic stress granule. The record is from RefSeq and is a predicted model, not a curated record. Gene Ontology annotation, biological process: positive regulation of translation; positive regulation of long-term neuronal synaptic plasticity; regulation of mRNA stability.
AUUCAGUCCCUCUCUGAUUCACUCUAUCGGCGUGUGUGUGUGUUGAGGGGACGGGUAGUUGGAGUAAGGAGUCGCCGGGCGCUAGUGCAUCACGAAUGCGUUUUUUGGGAAAGAAACGCCGCUGAAAAAUUGCACCACAGACCGAAGAAGCGACCCCCGGUGACGACUUCUGUGAAGAGAUUUUUUUCAACGCAGCGACUGCGCCACACGCACAGUCAGGCAAACGCAGCCGGGCUAUCAAAUGUUAGCCUACUAGCAUCCCUGAAAACAGACGGGAUCAAGGUGUUGAUAGCUAGCCUCCCAGCUAAUUGCCCAUCAGCUAGCAUCCUCAGCGGUAGCAUCAUUAGCUCGUUUCUCCUCGCGCGCGUCGAGACCUCGCCAUCGCUCGUGGCGGUCCCUUUUAGGUCGCGGCAAUCAAAUCCGACACUGAGACAAAAACAGAGAGCGGUUCCUCCUCACUGGUGCUGGAGACGGCGUCUGCGUUGCAUUAGUUGACACCAUCACACCCAACCUCCCCAACCCCAUCACCUCUGCCCCUCUUCCUCCACCCGAAACACUGGAAAUCCACAAGCGGCCGGAUAGCGGCGAGGGGCCGGCGAAGCUGGGGGUGGUAACGCUACCGGACUCGCAGGGAGUCACAGCGGCUACAGACAAGCACAGCCGUGGGGAUCUACCGACAAGUAUGGACGGGCUGGCCGUGGAAGUUCGCGGCUCGAACGGGGCCUUCUACAAGGGUUAUAUCAAAGAUGUCCACGAAGACUCGCUCACAAUUGUGUUUGAAAACAACUGGCAGCCAGAGAGACAGUUGCCCUUCAGUGACGUGCGGUUGCCUCCUCCAGCCGACUACCACAAGGAAAUUGGUGAAGGAGAGGAGGUGGAGGUUUACUCCAGGGCCAACGAACAGGAGCCAUGCGGCUGGUGGCUGGCGCGGGUCAGAAUGAUGAAGGGAGAAUUCUAUGUGAUCGAAUAUGCAGCGUGCGACGCCACGUACAACGAGAUAGUCACGUCAGAGCGCAUCAGGCCUCUAAACCCCAACAGCCCUGCCUCUCGAAACACCUUCCACAAGAUCCCCAUCCCCGUCCCAGAAGACCUGAGGGACAUCUGUGCAAACGACAACAUUCACAAAGACUUCAGGAAAGCAAUCGGAGCCAACUGCAUCUUCUACAGUGCCCAAACACAUGAGCUCAUCGUGCUGUCUACAAAUGAAACCACAGUAAAGCGUGCAGCUCUUCUGAGCGACAUGCAUUUCCGGAGCAUCCGUACCAAGCUUAUGCUAAUGUCCCGCAACGAAGAAGCCACCAAACAUUUGGAGACAAGUAAGCAGUUAGCAUCGGCGUACCAAGAGGAGGUGAGGGUCAGGGAGGACCUGAUGGGCCUCGCCAUCGGCUCCCACGGUGCCAACAUCCAGCAAGCGAGGAAGGUGCCUGGUGUUACAGCGAUCGAGCUGGAGGAGGAAAGCUGCACGUUCAGGAUCUAUGGAGAGACCCCAGAGGCAGUGAAACAGGCCAGAGAGUAUCUCGAGUUCAAGGAAGACUACUUUCAGGUACCCAGGAACCUUGUAGGCAAAGUCAUCGGCAAAAAUGGCAAAGUCAUCCAGGAGAUUGUGGACAAGUCGGGCGUGGUCCGUGUCAGGAUCGAGGGAGACAACGACAAAAAGCUUCCCCGCGAGGAGGUAGGCAGGCAGGGGGCUGGCAGGGACGACACUGCCAGCAGCAAAGAGGGCAUGGUUCCCUUUGUAUUUGUGGGAACGAAGGAGAACAUCAGCAAUGCUCAGGCUCUGUUGGAGUACCACGUGUCCUAUCUCCAGGAGGUGGAGCAGCUGCGCCUCGAGCGCCUGCAGAUUGACGAGCAGCUCCGUCAGAUCGGGGUUGGGUACCGUGCGCCUACCGGCCGAACUGGGGGCCCUGGUGUUGAUCGGGAGAAAGGCUACCUGACAGAUGAAAGCACCAAUUCACUCCACACUCGAACCUACGGGGGCCGCGGUAGAGGGCGAAGGGCCUCCAACAGCCAGUACUCCGGAUAUGGCACAAACUCUGAACUGUCCAAUGCCUCUGAGCCAGAGGAUCUCACCGAGCGAGACCAGAGGCCUCGUGGAAUAGGCAACGAUGAGAGGGGAUCCCGACGGGGUGGUAGGGGCCGAGGAUCCAACUCAGGACGAGGUCGCGGAGGGCCAGGAUCCAAGCCCUCGAACUCAAUCAGCUCAGUACUGAAGGACCCAGACAGUAAUCCAUACUCCCUGCUGGAGGGUGAAGGAGAGCUGGCUGACGCAGACAUCAGUGAAGGCAUGGGAGAUCGCCGCAGACGAUCCCGCCGCCGCCGGAACGACCAGGAGCCCAGUGUCAUGGACGCAGCUGCAGAGUCGGACAGCCAGGCUGGCCCGAGUGAGAACGGACUAGAUGAAGAAGCCCGGCCUCAGCGCCGCAACCGAAGCCGCCGCCGCCGUAACCGUGGCAACCGCCCAGAGGGAGGUUCAACCAGCCGUGACAGACAGCCAGAAAGUGUGACUGUUGCUGACUACAUAUCCCGCGCCGAGUCCCAGAGCAGACAGAACCUGCCACAGAAGGAAAACCACGCUGGCCCUGAGCCCAAGGAGAACGGCACCACCGCCAAGAAGGAAGAGCGAACGCCCUCGACGCGUUCCCCCAGCAAAGGAUUGACCUCGGCCAGCGAGACCCUGACCUUGGUCAACGGGGUCUCAUAAAGAGACGAGCAAACCCUUGCGAACCCAAGUCUAGAGCAAGACUCCAUGGCAAACUCUGUCCCUGCUUGCAUUAACUUAAACCUUAAACAGAUGAGUGAAAAAGUACCUGACAAAAUACCUGAGUUCAUACUACGAGAGUGAAAAAGUACAAAAAAACGACAAACGCAUCUACUUAAAACCACACGUUAACGGUGUAUGCUAUCCUAUCUAUCAGUACUUAGUGCUUAUUUAAAAGAAAAAAAAAAGAGGAAAAAAACAACUAGCUUGCCAAAAAAGAGCUGGUGGAUAUGACUUGAUUUUUAAAAAUACUGAAACACGAGAAACAGGACGAGACGUUUUUUUUUUUUUGUUGUUGUUGUUGUUGUUUGUUUUUUGUUUUGAACUGUUUGUCUUUAUUUCUGUUAAUGUUAAUUUUGUUCAUUGUUUAUCACUGGUUUCGACUCGGCGGUCGCUCUCUCAACCAAAACAGACACAUCUCUUUAUAACGGUGUUUAAAGUGCACACAGGAGAGAUGUAAAGCUGUAUGAGCAGACAGUCCGGCUCAUGUGACACCAUGUUCGCACACUGAACCUGGGAGUGAAGACGGAUUGGAAUACAGAUAGACAUUGUGCCUUGAAUUUGAAAAACAAAUAUAUAUAUAAACACAUAAAAAAAAAAAAAAACUUGAGUUUUUUUUUUCCAUUAAGUUUGUUUUUGAGGGGAAGAAAAUGAGAGUUCUUCUUCCAGGUUUUUUUUUUUUUUUCUUUCUGUUUUUGGUUUGAAGGAGAGAACAGAUCUGUGAGGGAGUGAUGAGGAAAAACAAAAACAAAAAAACAGGAUGCAGAAACAGAUGGAGUGGGUGGCCGAUGUGAGGAAAAUUCAAUCUGGUGCCAAACGCGAAAUUCAAGGCGCUUGUUCUCAUUCCGCGUAGAACGGACGGCAUUAGGGGAGGUAAGUGUGGGGGAAUGGAAGAGGAGCGGGGUCAGCGCGUGUGUCUGUCUGUGUGUGAACAGUUGAGACAUUUGGCAACAACAAAAUUUUUUAACUGAGAGCGGAUGACGUGGGGAAAACCUAACGUAGCCCCGAGGGGCGUUGUCACGGCAUGUGUCUCUUCCUCCUCUCGCCUGUUUCAGGUCCUUGGAAGUGUUCCAGGGCCGGCACCCCGGUGCAGCCCCGCAAACAGGACAGGCUGAGACCAGAGCGACCGCACACUUGAACUGUUAAGAUUUCAACUUGGAGAGAACUACACCGUGCCUCUUUCUGUGUCAGAGGGGUGGCGGCGCUAGCUUCCAGCCACACUUAGUGUCUUGAUUAAAACCACUGCAGUGGUCCAGACGCACACGAAGGGGGAGGGGGGGAGGGAGCGCGACCACCUUUUCUGGGACGGGUGCUGCUAGUGACGUGGGAAGGGGUGGGGAGAGCCUGGAGACUGCAGACUGUGGGAACGGGACAGCUUAAAAUGACAUGAGAGCCACACGACACACAGGCCCACAUUUACAGGUACACACACACCAGGUCGGCAUGGUCGCCCGCGUAGUGCAAAAGUAGAGGACCGAAAAACUCUGAGCGAGCGAGGUUGUCCGUCUUUUGUACCUGGCGGUUUGGGGUAAUGUUUUUUUUUUCUUUCUUCUCGGCAUACGGAGUAAGAGACGGACUCGAAAACCUCAGCGGCUCUCUGCUCAUGUUGUUACUGUUGUCUUGGUUGUCGCUCUCAAGUUCUUUUUGUUGCUCUUUCCACAUCGUAGAAAAUAUGAAAUAAAAAACUGAAGUGAAAUCAACCUCUUCUGUGGAGAUGAACUUUGAUUUCUCUUGUCUUGUGAGUUUGCAGUCUAUUUUUCUAACUUGCAUGGCCAUUCGAGUAGUAGGUGGUGCCUGUCCUGUGCAUGAGGAAAAAAGGGGUGUUGUUAAUCUGACUUACAAAGCCAUUGUUUCAUUCACUAGAAUUGCUGCUAAUGUACACACUGAAUGUCCAACUAACGUAGAAACUCUACCAUGAAGAGAGGAAAAAACUAUUUGACUGAUUUUUUUAUUUUUUAUUUUUUUUUUUCUCUCCCCCUCCAAUACUUAUCUGCCCAGACCCCCCACCCUCCCACACUCUGUCGGUGGGUACGAGUCAGGAAGGGACCGGUUCCUUUUGCUUACAAGUUUUCAGAGUUUCAAAAGUGUUAAAUUGUGAAAUUACAAAGGGCAACAUUGUGCAUGACAAGCAAGCAUCCACAUGACCAAAGGUUUUGAGAGACAGACGAAUGGGAGUGUGGUUGACUCGAGAUGACCCAGAUGCUGCUGUUUUACAUUUCUGCUCACCUGUAUGUUGUGUUUUUAGAGGAUGAUCGAACAUUUGAGUAUUUGUACCUUGGUUCAGUUGCAUGUGUGCGAGUGGAGGAUGAAGCCUUGCGUGGUAUGUUUGUGUUUACCUUUAUACCUCAUUGUGUGAGUACUGUAUUCCCUAAUGUAUCUGUAUCCCUCACGUCCUGUUGAAAGACUGCUGCGUGUGUGUGCGUGCGCGCACGUGCGUCUGCGUGGAUGCUGGUUGUACAGUCGACUCCUCACUCUGUCAGAUUUUGUCUCUGGUUUUCUCACUCAUGUUCUGAUGGCAAUAAAGGACUUUUCAUUGUUUGGUA